Closterium sp. NIES-67 is the source of this 943-nucleotide messenger RNA. Lineage: Eukaryota; Viridiplantae; Streptophyta; Zygnematophyceae; Desmidiales; Closteriaceae. The record is from the annotation of a GenBank genome assembly.
CCACUGCUCUAUUCUGUCUCUGAUUCAAACAGCCAAACAGCAAUUCACCUCAAUCCACCGCCCUAUCUAUAUUUUUCCCAUCCUCUCAUACAAUCCCUAAUGGCGUGUGGCAAUCGCGGGCUGCUGCUGGCGCUGGUGUUGGUGCUGCUGGCGAUUGCCGUAGGUGCAAGGGAGACUCCCCAGGGAAUCAAGGGCGUUGCAGGGCAGCUAAAGGGGGCUCGCAUUCUAGCCACCGAGGCCUUCUCUCGCCAUACCCGCCUGCCACACUACCUCGCCCACAUCCCUCGCCGCAAGGCACUUGCCACCACAUGCACACGCACGACUGUGACGAUCCGUUCUCAGAACUUGGGGCCGUUCGACUUGCAGAACGACAUUUUCAACAUGACAUUUUACAACGGGUGUGCUUACAACGUGACCAGCCCGCUGCGCGUGUGGAAGUGCUUCAACUUCAACAAUAUAUGGGACGGCUCCCUAGAUAACCCCACGCCCAACCCCUCGCAGUACCAAUUGGGCCCAAUCUUUGGGCAAUCCUCACCAGAGUAUUGCGAGAUGUGGAUGAACCGGGGGGCGUCUGGCGAUGUGCAGAUGUUUCCGGGUGAGACGGUGAACGUUUUGUACGCAUGGACGCAUGCCUUCCUCCCCUGCGCUCAUGACCUCCACUUCAGCAACGGCAACACCUACUCUAUGACCAACACCACGGAUUGCGUCGAAGCAGAAACUAUCUAGUCCCCCCCCAAGACCAAUCCAUGAGUACACCACUGCUGCGUUUCACGAGUUGAACUCUCAUGGGAGGAUGUACCUCUUUGCUGUCCGCUGCUACUGCCUUCCCUCUGCUGUCCAGGCUCCGAUUUGCUUCCGCUGCUCUGCAAUUAAUAUUGAAAGGGAAAAAGGCAGCACACUGACAGGAAGGGGGAGGCUGUUGUUUUGCUUCCGGUUUGUGUAG